AUGUCGAAAAUUUCUAGUCUUGAAUUUGAAGUUCUUGAUAUCACUGGAAACAACUAUUUGGCUUGGGCAUUAGAUGCCGAGUUUUCCCUUAGUGCAAAGGGACUUGAAGGUACAAUCCUAGAAGGAAAUCAAGCGGGAAAUCAAGAUAAAGCAAAGGCUAUGAUAUUCCUUCGUCAUCACCUCCAUGGAGAUCUCAAAAAUGAGUAUUUGACGGUGAAAGAUCCACAAGUCCUUUGGAGCGACUUAAAGGAAAGGUAUGAUCACCAGAAAACUGUGAUUUUACCUAAAGCUCGUUAUGAAUGGGCACAUCUGAGAUUACAAGACUUUAAGUCUGUAAGUGAUUACAACUCAGCCUUGUUCAAAAUUACUUCCAAGUUGGAGUUAUGUGGGGAGAAAAUCACGGAAGCUGAUAAGUUAGAGAAGACAUUCUCUACUUUUCAUGCAAAUAAUGUUGUCCUGCAGACACAAUACCGUGAAAAGGGAUUCCAGAAGUAUUCCCAACUUAUAUCUUGUCUCCUUGUGGCUGAGCAAAACAAUGAGCUUUUGAUGAAAAAUCAUGGACUACGUCCAACUGGUUCUGCUCCAUUCCCUGAAGCGAAUGUGACUGAACAGAACAACACUGGCCGCGGAAAUGGCUACACUCGUGGUCGCGGUCAUGGCCGUGGUCGUGGACAUGGUCGUAGAGGUACACGUGGACGUGGAUAUGGUCAAAUUCGAGUCCGGGGAGUUUCUUUUAAGAACUCUAACUCUCACCAGAAGUGGGAAAAGAAAGAUGGUGACAAACAAGAAAAUGAAUGCUACCGAUGUGGAAGUAAAGACCAUUGGGCUCGUACGUGCCGUACACCAGCACAUCUUGUUGCCUUGUAUCAACAGUCAGUAAAACAAAAGGGAAAGAAUGUGGAAACAAACAUGGUGUACGAAGGUGGAGAGGAUGAUUUUGAUUUUGGUGAUGCCACUCACCUUGACCUUUCCGAUUUUCUCGUUGAUGAAGAGAAAAAGUGA
Messenger RNA from Brassica rapa (field mustard), 1002 nucleotides. RefSeq lists its product as uncharacterized. The record is from RefSeq and is a predicted model, not a curated record. Lineage: Eukaryota; Viridiplantae; Streptophyta; Magnoliopsida; Brassicales; Brassicaceae. Gene Ontology annotation, molecular function: zinc ion binding; nucleic acid binding.